Messenger RNA from Clonostachys rhizophaga, 216 nucleotides. The record is from the annotation of a GenBank genome assembly. NCBI's taxonomy places the organism in Eukaryota, Fungi, Ascomycota, Sordariomycetes, Hypocreales, Bionectriaceae.
AUGGCUCGUGGUGGUCAUAGCUUCGAAUGGGGCACGCUGCCCGUGCCUACGGGUACUUUCAUGCACUACCAGGGGUCGGACAGGGGAUGGCAGGGUACAAAGGAAGUCGGCGAUAAAUAUGUGGAAUCCUCGGUCCAUGCCCAUGUGCUAUGGUUGAGCCGGAAGGCAUGCAAGUAUAAUGUACCUGACCUGAAGACCCGCAUCAGAACAAAAUGA